Molecule: messenger RNA, 3396 nt
Organism: Bubalus bubalis (water buffalo)
Lineage: Eukaryota; Metazoa; Chordata; Mammalia; Artiodactyla; Bovidae
Gene: TRIM68
Product: tripartite motif containing 68
Exons: 7
Coding region: 187-1644 (485 amino acids)
Molecular function (GO): zinc ion binding; protein binding
Source: RefSeq, a predicted model, not a curated record
GGCCAGCGGUAAGUGCCUCUCUGGCGUGGCCAAGCGCUUCGGACGCUGCGGAGACUCGACCAUGGGAACCAACUGGGCGUCUCCAUUUUCGGUUUCCGCCUCGAAGCGCUAGUUCCGGGUGACGAGGGAGCCUUCAGUGCCUCCGCCUGGUUUUGUUCAUGUUCUGUGGAGGGUGUGACAGGAACCAUGGAUCCUGCAGCAUUGAUGGAAGCUGUAGUAGAAGAAGUGGCCUGUCCCAUCUGCAUGACCUUCCUGAAGGAGCCUGUGAGCAUCGACUGUGGCCACAGCUUCUGCCACAGCUGUCUCUCAGGACUCUGGGAGGUCCCAGGAGAAUCCCAGAACUGGGCUUACUCGUGUCCCCUCUGCCGGGCUCCCAUCGAGCCCAGGAACCUGCGGCCUAAUUGGCAGCUGGCCAAUGUUGUGGAAAAAGUCCGCCGGCUGGGGCUACAUCCUGGAAUGGGGCUGAGGGCUGACAUGUGCGAACCCCACAGAGAACAGCUGAAGAUGUUCUGCAAAGAGGACAGCCUGAUCGUGUGUGAGGCCUGCGGCCGGUCCCCUGAGCAUCAGGCCCACAGUGUCGUGCCCAUGGAGGAUGUCGCCUGGGAUUAUAAGUGGAAACUCCAUGAGGCUCUGGAACAUCUGAGGAAAGAGCAGGAAGAGGCCUGGAAGCUGGAAGUUGGUGAGAGGAAACGAACUGCCAACUGGAAGAUACAGGUGGAAACCCGAAAGCAGAGCAUCAUAUGGGAGUUUGAGAAAUAUCGGCGAUUACUAAAGAAAAAACAGCCACCAGGUCGGCUGCUGGAGGUGGAGGGCGCUGCAGCUCUGGCCAGCCUGCAGCAGGAGGAAAGGGAGACCAUGCAGAAACUAGAGUUGAAUCAUGAGGCACUCAUCCAGCAGAGCCGGGUCCUAUGGAGGAUGAUCGCAGAGCUGGAAGAGAGGUCUCAGAGGCCUGUCCGCUGGAUGCUGCAGGGUAUUCAGGAAGUCUUGAACAGGAGCAACUCCUGGAGUCUGCAGAGACCGGAACCAGUCUCCCUGGAGCUGAAGACAGACUGCCGUGUGCUGGGGCUCAGAGAGAUCCUGAAGACAUAUGCAGCGGAUGUGCGGCUGGAUCCAGACACUGCCUACUCUCGCCUCAUCGUGUCUGAGGACAGGAAAUGUGUGCGCUAUGGAGACACCAAGCAGAAGCUGCCCGACAACCCUGAAAGAUUUUACCGCUACAACAUUGUCCUGGGCAGUCAGUGCAUCUCCUCGGGCCGGCACUACUGGGAGGUGGAGGUGGGAGACAGGUCCGAAUGGGGCCUGGGCGUAUGCAAGGAGAACGUAGACCGAAAGGAAGUGGUCUUCUUAUCCCCCCACUAUGGAUUCUGGGUGAUCAGGCUGAGGAAGGGCAAUGAGUACCGGGCAGGCACUGAUGAGUACCCCCUCCUAUCCUUGCCCGUCCCUCCCCGCCGGGUGGGAGUCUUCCUGGAUUAUGAGGCUCAUGACAUCUCCUUCUACAACGUGACUGACAAUGGCUCCCACAUUUUCACUUUCCCCCACUACCCCUUUCCUGGGCGCCUCCUGCCCUAUUUCAGCCCUUGCUACAGCAUCGGAGCCAACAACACCGCUCCCCUGGCCAUCUGCUCCCUGGAUGGGGAAGACUAAGCCACCGUUUUAGCGAGAGGCCUUGGAAUUUCACCUGGCCCACAGGGGUCUGAAGGGAAGACCCAGCCCCUGGUGAGGUGAUCCUGCCCAGAGAACUGAGCUGAGCCUGGAACCCAGGGAUUCCACUGCCUGACCCAGUGGUCUCUCUCUCCUGGGCCAACAUCUCCCACUAAAUUACUCGUUAAAAAGCCGAGGCUUGGCCAGAGGAGCAUUGCAGCCCUGUGGGAAGUAUAACAAGCCUUUUGGUGAGGAUCACAGUGGUCCUAAGGAUAAAGACAGUCCUUUCUGCAGGUCACAUCCCUCGUCCACAUCUGUGUCAGGACCAUAAUUCAAGGAGGAUAAUGAAGUAGAUUUCACCUUCAGGAAACCCACUGGGUCAGGUUUACCAAUAACCAGAAGAAUCCUGUCCAUCUCCAGAGCUGGUUACUGUGCCAACACCAGCAGGAGGAUGCUUCACCUGAGGUUUGCCACCUCUGAGCACCCAUGUUUGACCCCAGCACUCUGACCUCCCAGCUAGAGAAAUGUGUCACUGACUGCCCAGAUCCCCCACAGUGGCUGUCCCCUCUCUGAGCACAAGCUGGGUGAGUCACUAUCUCAGACUCUAAGUAAACCUGUGUCCCAGUCCUGCCCUUUUCUCUAAAUAUCAGGAUCAGAAACCUAUGAACCUUUGUUUCUAUUUUCACUUCAUGGAUGAAGAAACUGAAAUGGCCUUAAUACAGCCAGUUAUUUCUCACAGAGGUGUGGAGAGAAGAAUACAUAGAUAAUAUAAGUAUUUCUCACACUCAAAUGAAACAAAGUUGAUGAGCUCACUUCUCAGGUCACACGGCUGCAUAUCAUUCAUUACAUUCAGGUCUGAACACCCCAAUCUUUGAAAGAUUUUAAAUGUCCUCAAUGGGAAAAUGGGUGUAGUAACUGCAUCCUCUCCUACCUCACAGAGUCGUUGUGAAUAUCUCAGAUCCAUCCUGAACGUUUGUUCCUUUCUCAGGGACAAGGAAGGCAAGCCAUGGCUUUUGCCUGUGGUGACCUUCCCAUCUUGCCUUUUCCCAGCAUCUUUGCAGCACUGCCUUAGUUUCCUAGCGCCUCUUCUGACAGUUCUGCCCUUCAAUAGAGAGAUGCCCUGCCUGGGAAACUUCAGGCCACUGUAAUAUAUUCAACAUCGGUAUGUGUUUGUCUUUGGGUUAGAACAGGGACUGUGACAUCAGGGUAGAGACUAGAAAUAAUACAAAGAAAAAUGUAAAACAAAUGCAUUGAAAGGAAGGCUCACCCAUAAUCUCCUUGGGCAAAAAUUUGGAUCUUUGUAUGUCACCAAGGGAAUGUUCAUAGUUCUAGUAACUACAUAAUAUUCUGCCUUUAUCUUCUCUAAAUCUGUGACAAAUGAAAGCAGGAGGAAAGCGUGGGAAUAAAGAAUAGGACUAGGCACAAAGAGCUAUAUAUAAUAAUGAAGGUGAAUUAAGACUAUAUCUGGGCUAUUGUGUGUGGUGAAAUUAAUUCAUUACAGGUCUUCAGGGUAUGAAGUGGGAACAGUUGUGCUGGAAUCAAACUGUGAGGCAAGCAUAUGAAAACUGGGCUUUGCCUAUUUCAGGGGCUACAAGAUACACAUAUUGUCACAUUGAUGCUGUGUAACACAACCUCUGAUAUAGUUUAAGCUUGAAGGUGGUGACUGUUGACUUAGGAUUGGGCAGCAAAGUAGACACGGGUUAGAUACAUGCAGAAGCAACAUAAUUCCUGUAAUAAAGAACAGUAUAAAUUGUC